AUGGGGGAUGCCGGUCCGCCAACUCCGCCUCCAGGCAUGAUGGGCGAUGCGGCAUGGUCUUCGGAAACGCCGCCGUUGCGCGAGAUCAAGGUCCUUGUUACGGGGUUCGGGCCUUUCAAAUCGUUUCUCGUCAACCCCUCAUGGUUGAUCGCCUCAGCUCUCCCUCACGAAUUAUACCCGACAACGUCACCAUCUUCACCGGUUCCAGCAUAUAAAAUCACUCUAAUCGUCCACUCCUCCGCCAUGCGAGUCUCCUACUCGUCAGUAUCCGAAAUGAUGCCGUCCCUCAUAUCGCAGCACGACCCGGACUUCAUUCUGCACAUUGGUGUAGCAGGCGGCCGCGACUGCUACUCGCUGGAAACCCGGGCCCAUCGCGACGGGUACAGGAUAAAGGACGUGGACGACAAAGAUGGCUUUGCGCGCGGGGAAAGCAUGUGGAAGAAGGAAGGCGUGCCGGAUGUGCUAUUUGUGGGCUGGGACGAGGCCGAUGUGCUGAAGAGAUGGGAGGCGGGAGUCCAGACUGGUCUUUUGGAGCAUGGCUUCUUGGGGCCGGCGAAUGCCGACUCCAGAACGAACACAAGUAUUUCAUCCUCGAUAUGGGGCAGUUCCGAAACCGCGGCCAACGUGGCGGCUGCGGUGCAAGCUGCCCGAGCCGAGGAGAACCGCAAAAAGAGCGCCGUCAAGCUGUCCCGCGAUGCCGGCCGGUUUCUAUGCGAGUAUCUCCUGUUUGAGAGUCUUAGUCUACGCUGGAUCGAUGCCCACCGUCACAUGCAUCCUCAUUUACAUCUACUACAGUCGCAGCCACGUGCCGAGCAACAUCCACAAGUAGAGGAACACUCAGUACAGCACCACAGUGAAGCGGGAACGUCUUGGCGGCCACAGCAGCACGAAGGACAUGUCGAACAACAUGCGAGCCAGUCGUCAUUAUCAGGAUCGUCCCCUUUGACUAAUAAUCAUUCUGAUCAGCAAAACGAGACUGAAAGAGGUCAAGAGGCCCAAGACCUCGAAGAGCAGCACAAGAAACAACGUCUCGCCCACGACCGGCUGGGAAAAGUCGCUUUCCUCCAUGUGCCCGGCUGGACGAGUGUCGAGGACAUCAAUCGCGGCAAGCUGGUCGCAGAAGAAGCGAUCCGUGCUCUUGUGGCGAGUUGGGAAGAAGGGUUCCGCAGACCCUUGGGUUGGGGUGGGCCUGACGCGAGAGCAUUCACGACCCAACACUCCGAAGAUCAUGCGCAGAGUCAGGGUCAUACUCAAGGGAGUGUUGGUUCGGCGGCGUCGGCGGUGUCGGCGAUCCUGGCCGCUGGUCCGAUUGGGAGUAAUAUUGUCUGGAGAGCAUAA
Molecule: messenger RNA, 1338 nt
Organism: Exophiala dermatitidis NIH/UT8656
Lineage: Eukaryota; Fungi; Ascomycota; Eurotiomycetes; Chaetothyriales; Herpotrichiellaceae
Product: pyroglutamyl-peptidase
Exons: 2
Coding region: 1-1338 (445 amino acids)
Biological process (GO): proteolysis
Source: RefSeq, a predicted model, not a curated record